Molecule: messenger RNA, 2018 nt
Organism: Marasmius oreades (fairy-ring Marasmius)
Lineage: Eukaryota; Fungi; Basidiomycota; Agaricomycetes; Agaricales; Marasmiaceae
Exons: 17
Coding region: 111-1982 (623 amino acids)
Biological process (GO): actin cytoskeleton organization; actin filament bundle assembly
Cellular component (GO): cell projection; plasma membrane; actomyosin contractile ring
Molecular function (GO): calcium ion binding; actin lateral binding
Source: RefSeq, a predicted model, not a curated record
GCUUGAGCGCUUCCCUUGGUCAUCGCAGCCUUUUACGCCUCUUACCCAAUUUGCCUCUCACUUCCUUUCACUAUCUUACUCUGCUUCUGUAAUCACUUGCACAGUCUUGAAUGACACCUUCCGGCUCUCGUGAUGAUGUUAACAUCGUGCAAGAGAGGACAUUCUGUAAAUGGCUGAAUACCAAACUAGAAGCCAGUGGGUAUCCCCCUAUGAAUUCCUUGGUGAAGGAUCUCUCCGAUGGCGUCCGUCUCAUUCAGCUUAUGGAAAUCAUGGGCGACGUAUCUCUCGGUAGAUACAACAAGAACCCGCGAAUGCGAGUACAAAAGGCGGAGAACGUCAACAAAGCGCUAGAGUUUAUAACCUCUAGAGGAGUGAAACUCACUAAUAUAGGACCUGAAGAUAUUAUGGAUGGUAAUCUGAAACUGAUCUUGGGUAUGAUAUGGACGCUUAUUCUUCGGUUUACCAUCGCGGACAUCAGUGAGGAAGGUCUCUCAGCAAAAGAAGGUCUUCUGCUGUGGUGCCAACGAAAGACUGAGCCCUAUAAAGAGGUGGACGUGCAAGAUUUCUCCUCGAGCUGGUCAGAUGGGCUUGCUUUAUGCGCCUUGAUUCACUGUCACCGUCCAGAUUUGAUAGACUACGAUAAAUUGAACAAGAACGACCGUUACGGGAAUACACGUUUGGCCUUCCAAAUUGCGGCUGAACACUUGAAUAUUCCGCAACUUCUCGAGAUAGAAGACUUGUGCGACUCGGAUCACCCAGACGAAAGGAGUGUGAUGACUUAUAUUGCAUGUUAUUUUCAUGCCUUCUCCUCGAUGGAUCAAGCUGAGACGGUCUCCCGUAGAGUGGAGAAAUUCGCUGAGUUCAUGCAGUCGGUUUGGGUUUCACGCAAUGAUUACGAACGUCGAGUACGCCUGCUGUUGACCUCGUUGUCCGAAGUACAAGCAAAAUGGCUUACCAGCACCUUCUCUGGGUCCUAUACCGAAGCGAAGGAUAUAUCAGCUGAUUUUACGAACUAUAAGCAAACCACCAAGCGAACUUGGGUCACUGAAAAGCAGGAUAUAGCAACGCUUUUCGGGAAUGUGCAGACAAAACUGAAGACUUAUGGCUUAAGAGAAUAUGUACCACCAGAAGGGCUUUCUCUUUCAGAUCUUGACCAGACUUGGCAAAACCUACUUGCUUCAGAAGCCAAACGUUCUAGAGCGAUCAAUGCGGAAAUUCGACAAAUAAAAGAAAGAUUACGGCGAAAGUUUGCCGAUCUGGCCAACGAUUUCUCUCAGCGCUUACAUCUUAUCUCGUCCGAGCUGACUGCAAUUGAUGGUCCGCUAGAGGUACAACAGCAGACUGUUCAACAAAUACAGACUCGGAUACCAGCUCUUUCAGACGUGCUGUCAGAGGUAGCCUCCGCCGAGAGCGAGUGUAGCGCUGCCAAUGUAGAGGAGAAUGAUUAUACCGUUUUUAACUGUCAAGACUUGGAGUUUGAACUUGAAUUAUUGGUGCAGAGUAUUGCGAAGAAACUCGGUUUCAUAGAUAACCAGAUCGUUUCUCGAAAUAUGACGAACCUUACUCCAGCACAGCUCGAGCAAUUUGAGACCACCUUCCGCUACUUUGAUCGCGACGAAUCGAAUACACUGAAUCAGUCCGAGAUGACCGCCGCACUUGCCAGCUUGGGCAUCGUCUACUCAGACGAGGACAUGGAUUAUAUCUACGAUCAGCUUGUGCAGGACUACGGAGCAGUGUCAUUCGAAGCGUUCAUCAAUCUCUUGGUUGAUAUCAUGGAAGAUCAAACUUCACCUGAUCAGUUGCGGGAAUCGUUCCGGAGCAUUGCCUCUGAUAAACCAUUUGUUACGGAGCUCGACUUGCGGGUUGCUCACCUGCCUGCUUCAGCAUUAGAUUAUCUGCGGGAGGCGAUGCCUAGUAAAGUGAAUGAAGCUGGGGAGCCAGUGUUUGAUUACGAUAGGUGGAUAGACGAAGUAUUUGCGUAGUUUUAGAAUCAAUAGCCUAUAAUCACGAUUUUUACC